Messenger RNA from Cercospora beticola, 1881 nucleotides. RefSeq names its product MFS transporter. Gene Ontology annotation, biological process: transmembrane transport. The record is from RefSeq and is a predicted model, not a curated record. NCBI's taxonomy places the organism in Eukaryota, Fungi, Ascomycota, Dothideomycetes, Mycosphaerellales, Mycosphaerellaceae. Gene Ontology annotation, molecular function: transmembrane transporter activity.
UGUGCUGUCGCAAUCCUUGCAAGUGAGUACAUAUUCUACUAUCAUUCGGGUUUCUGUGUCUGGCCAGACUCUUUCACCAAUUCUGCGAGAUCUGGCGACUGGGUCGCUUGGUGACUAGAGAAAGGCUGGAAAUACUGGAGGCCACAGCAAGUGGAGCCUUAUGAACGCGCUGUCGCCGCUCCUUGCAGUCAACAAUUCCAAAGAGUCCAAAAGAAAAGCCGGAGCAAGGCUACAAUGCUCGCAUGGCUCUAUGGCUCUCCUACCAGGCCGCCCAUUUUCCUACGACUCCGCAGCUCCAAGACCUUCAUCAUCGUCGUUGUAGCCUCGGCCGUCUUCACUGACGUCUUUGCCUAUGGAAUCGUCGUUCCCGUGUUCCCUUUCGCUCUCACCGAACGAGCAGACAUACCAGAAGAUCAAGUUCAACCAUGGAUCUCGAUAUUUCUCGCUGUCUAUGGCGCCGCGCUGCUGGUCGCCUCUCCACUAUGUGGCUGGAUGGCUGAUCGCAUGAAGUCGAGACAAAUGUCAUUCUUGCUCGGUCUCUUGGCGCUCGGAGGAUCGACGGCGCUAUUGUGUGCGGGUCGAAGCAUUGGAGAAUUUGCGGCGGGAAGAGUAUUGCAGGGCGUCAGUGCCGCAGUCGUCUGGGUCACGGGAUUAGCAUUACUCGUAGAUGCGGUUGGCCCAGAGGAGAUUGGCGCUGCGAUGGGGUAUGUUGGCCUGGCUAUGAGUUUGGCUGUGUUGUUGGCGCCUCUGCUUGGCGGCGUUGUGUUUGCCGAGGCCGGAUACUACGCCGUCUAUGCCAUGGCAUUUGGCCUGAUUGUAAUGGACCUAGUGCUUAGGUUGGCCAUGAUUGAACGCAAAGUAGCGAAGCAAUGGUUGCCAGAUCUUGAUGUGCCGGAAAGUCUGGAGAAAACCGAGUCGAAUCAAGUAAACGGGGCCCAGGAAGGACAAAGCUGCGCAAAAGCUGUUGAUGGGCUGGAGGCGCAGUGCGUUGCGAGAGCCGACUCUGGGCCGCCGUCCCUCAUGGAACGGCAACCAAGCAAUGCGGCAGAAGCAGCAGUUCCCCUCAAUGCGCCGACCGCAAUUCAAAGCAUUGUCGCCAAGCUGCCUCCAAUGGUUUUCCUCUUCGGAUCUCGACGAAUUCUUGCUGCGCUCUUCGCCACAACAAUGCAGUCAUCGCUGCUCACUUCCUUCGACGCUAUCUUGCCGCUGUUCGUAAAGAACACAUUCCAGUGGGACUCGAUCGGAGCCGGUCUCGUUUUCUUGCCCGUCGUCUUGGCGUCCUUCCUUGGUCCUGUAGUCGGAACACUGGCAGACAAGUAUGGUCCGCGAUGGUUGGCAACAGCUGGAUUUAUCCUCUCGUGCCCUUUCUUGAUUUUGCUGAGAUUGGUGGAAGAGAGCUCCAUCAACCACAAGGUGAUGCUAUGUGCCUUUCUUGCAUUCAUCGGUAUAGGACUGACGCUAGCAUUGGUGCCUCUCAUGGCAGAAAUGUCGUAUGCUGUCGAUGCCAAAGCGAAAAGGCGGCCGCCCGGGUUCUUCGGCAAGAAUGGUGCUUACGCUCAAGCUUACGGUCUGUUCAACAUGGUAAGACAACUACUUGGCGUGUUUUGGUGUCGCUGUACUGACUUCAAUGUACAGGCCUGGGCUGCUGGCUCAAUGAUAGGACCUCUGUUGGCAGGACUGGUGGUCGAGGCUCGAGGCUGGGGUACUGCGGUAUUGAUCCUCGGGUGUGUGAGCAUCGUCACCGCACUGCCAACGGCUAUCUGGACCGGUGGCAGCAUCCUCAAGUCGAAGAGGUCGCACAAAGCUGACGUAGUGGACAGUGCCGAGGGCAAUGGUGCUCUGUCUCCAGCAUAAUUGCCACUAAAUACGUCUAACGGCGAA